CUCGGAGAUGCAGCGCGCUCCUGGGGCCCUUCCCCGGGUCGGCCCGGAGCCCGCGGACUGGGGCGGGGGUGUUUUUUGGGGUGAAAAAGACCCCCGCCCACCGCCAGGCAGCUGACCUGGACUAGAGGCAAGGGCAGAGACCAGGGCAAGGCACCGCUGCCCCGGCCACGGCCACCACGUUCGGUGGGACCUCCUGGGCCUGGAGGAGCCGGGGUUUCAGUUCUAGGUCCGUCCCCGACUGGCGCCUUGAUCCCGAAUGGCUCACUUUCUUUUUCGAGUCUUAAUUUCCGCAUCUGUAAAAUGGGGGGCUUUGUCUCAUUUACUCCAGGCUUGUCCACCCCAAAACUUCUGGGGCGGGCCCUCCUGUGAUCUCUUGUAGGAUUUCCAGUUCCACAAACAAACCUGACCCGAGGGAGGAAAACGGGGUCGUUUCUCUUUCCCUGUGAGGAAUCUCAGGCCAGCACAUCGCUCUUAGGGAGGCCGGGCUGUGUCAACAGAGCUGGGGACCUCUGGGCAUCCAGCUGGUGCGCAGGGGCGGCCGUAGGGAAGGUUCUGUGAUUGGAAGAGCUGAAGCUCUGAGGUUGAACUUGCCCAAGGUGGAGUGUGAGCCCGCCAUUUACCCAGUGAGCCUGGCUCUGGAGUCCAUGUUCUUGAACGCAAACCUCCACCGCCUCUGACAGAGAACCUAGGUGAGUGAAGCCUAGUCGGCUGCUCCAGGAUGAGCCGCAGCUCCAGGAAGGGGAAGUAGAAACCCAGCUGGCUCUGGCCAUGGCCUGUGAACCGCAGAUGGACCCCGGCGGGGCGGCCGGCCCGUUGCCCACCUCCUCCCCUGGCUGGAGCGCCCUGCAGCGGGGAAGCCCUCCUGGGUGGGGGCAAGAGCUCCACAACGGCCAGGUCCUYACCGUCCUCCGGGUCGACAAUACCUGUGCACCCAUGGCCUUCGACCUGGGAACCGCAGAGGAGCAACUGCAGACCUGGGGCAUUCAGGUCCCUGCUGACCAGUACAGGAGCUUGGCGGAGAGUGCCCUCUUGGAGCCCCAAGUGAGAAGAUACAUCAUCUACAAUUCGAGGCCCAUGCGGCUGGCCUUUGCCGUGGUGUUUUACGUGGUGAUCUGGGCCAACAUCUAUUCAACCAGCCAGAUGUUUGCCCUGGGCAGCCACUGGGCGGGCGUGCUGCUCGUGACCCUGGCCGCAGUCAGCCUGACCCUGACUCUCCUGCUGGUCUUCGAGAGGCAGCAGAGGAAGGCUAACACUAAUACAGACCUGAGGCUCACGGCUGCCAACAGAGCCCUGCUGAGACACCGGGUGCUACUGGGGGUGACGGACACCGUGGAAGGGUGCCAGAGUGUGAUCCAGCUCUGGUUUGUCUACUUCGACCUAGAGGACUGCGUGCAGUUUUUGUCUGAACACGUUCAGGAGAUGAAGACUAACCAAGAGUCCUUGCUGAGAAGCAGACUGAGCCAGUUAUAUGUUGUCCUGGAGACGGGGGUGAGCCCCACGAUGGCGGAGGGCCCCGAGAGCUCGGAGGAGGCUCCUCUGCUGCCCAGCAGUCCUCGWCCUCAGGAGAGACCGCUCCUGCAGACGGAGCUCCACCAGCUCGUUCCCGAGGCUGAGCCSGAGGAAAUGGCCCGACAGCUGCUGGCAGUGUUUGGUGGCUACUACAUCCGACUCUUGGUGACCUCCCAGCUGCCCCAGGGAGUGGGGACACGGCACACAGACUCUCCCAGGAUCCCGUGCCCCUGCCAGCUCAUAGAAGCCCAGGUCCUGGGCACAGGGUGUUGUCCAUUCCUGGCCAGGUGACCUAGGGACAAGAUCUUCAUCUGCUGUYAGGACUGAGAAGUGGAGGAGGCCUCAACAGCCCAGGGUGGCCAGGGGCAAGCCCCUGGUGAGGAGAGAAGCACGGGGGCCGCACCAGACGGGGUCAGUCACACGAUGCCAGGCUUGUGCCGGUGUCCCGCACCUCACCGGYGUCCCUUGCUGACCCCUGGCGGGGCUGAAGCCGGUGGUUGUGAGCUGGUCCUGCUGUUCUCUGUGCRGCCUGGAAGUGUGGCCGUGGCUGAAGGCCACCCUCAUUCCUUUCACCACCCAAAGAGCCCAGGAGAUGUGAAGAGGACCCGUCGGGGAGAGUCUUGUGUCCAGAGCUUGGUCUCAUGGUGCUCCUCUCCCCAGCCCCUUUGUGUCAGGUGGGGAAACCGAGGCUCAGGGUGGGCACUGCUCUUUGCCUCUGACUCUGAAGUUGUGACACUGCCUCUCUCCUCCCUGAAGAAGAGAAGCCGCUUCUCCGACUUUCCUGCAUUCCUAGGUUUUUCUCCCCAUGUUGUCUCCGCCACAGUGGCCCCUGGUUUGUGGUCUGCUAGCCUCAGGGCUCAGGACAGAAGCAGGAGUUAAGGGGCAGAUGACCCUCCAGCAGGAACGCUGGGAAGGGAUGGGUCCUUGUGGCGGCAGGACUGGUGUCGCCUGCCCGCCCUCGCGGUUCACACUGCAGACACAGCACAGCUGUGUUUUCUGACACUAAUGUUGAAAUGUGAUCAGUCACUUGUGAAAUUCUGUGAAGAGUUCCGAGACCUCCGACUGUCCUGCUMCCCCAGAUGUUUCAAGACCGCUCGUUGCACAGAUGCAAGUCCCCAGGCCCUGGCCUAGCAUGGAAGGCUCCCAGCCCCCAAGACUCAGCUUCAGCUGUCUCUCAAAACCCUUUUAUAAGUUGGAAUCCCUUUCUGAGCAGGUGUACCCAUUCCUUUCUGUCUCGUGGACUCGUAUUCAUGCUUUAAAACCCCGCCUUCCMGAUCCCUCCUUCAGGGAGAUUAGCAACAAGCCCCGUUGCUGUCUCCUUUAAAUUCUUSACACAGUUGCUGCUUGGGUUGAAGUUUUAUGUUGCUGAUCUGGUUUUUCUGUGCACAUGCCUGUUUUUUCUUGCUAGAUUGUAAACUUCUCAGGGUCCCAGAUGGCACCUUAUACUUUUUUUGUGCAUGACUUACA
This is a messenger RNA of Urocitellus parryii (Arctic ground squirrel), 2976 nucleotides long. The record is from RefSeq and is a predicted model, not a curated record. Lineage: Eukaryota; Metazoa; Chordata; Mammalia; Rodentia; Sciuridae.